UGCUUCUGAAUUUCUGUCUGAGGUGAAAUACAGGAAAUGUUUUUUUAACAGAAUAUAGUUGGCAUAGGACAAUACUUGGGAACACGAAUAGGUCACCUGACCGGAUGAAAACGUCAGAAGUUGAAAUGGUCCAACUGUGAAAGUGGACACCAGUUUCUGUUUUCGUCAACGCCCCUCCUUUCACAGACUUCACGGCCAGUAUCUGAGAAGAAACGGGAUACCUGCAGCUUUUUUUCCGCCCUUCUUUUUCCACACAAAGAGGGGAAAAACAACAUUCGUGCUAAACGAGGUUGAUCUAAACGGAAGAAAUUACUUGUUAUAAGAACCGUUUUUCCUGGGUGUUGAAAAUACACUAAUCUGAGCAUUUUUUUUUUUGUUGUCGGAGCACAAAGAGCUAUGCAAAAUGAAAGGAUCAAAUACCAGUGAUACUUAUUGUAUGCAACACAUGAACUGUGGCCUCUGUGAAACUGCGUGACAUUUCAGUGUGUUCCCCUCCCGUGACUUUUCCUCUUUCCCCACGGCAGCUCGGUGGUACCGCCCUGCUGGGCGUGGGGAUCUGGGUAAGUGUGGACAGGAUGUCCUUCCUGAAGGUGCUGGGGCCCUUCUCCUCGCAGGCCACACAGUUUUCCAACGUGAGCUUCUUCUGCAUUGCUCUCGGCGCGGUGCUCAUCCUCUUGGGCUUUCUGGGCUGCUGCGGGGCCCAGAGGAACAGCAAGUGCUUGAUGCUCGCGACGGAGAGCAUCCUGAGGGCAUGGGCAAUUCCAGCGCUGAAAGGGCAGUACGGCAGCGACCCAGCCGUUACAGAGAUAUGGAACAUCACCAUGACGGAGUUGAAAUGCUGCGGUUUCACCAACUAUACAGACUUCACAGACUCUCUGUACUACACUCAGAAUGGUAAAACAUACCCUCCAACUUGUUGCACGGAUAACACCUUGGACUGCAGCCUGAAUGAUGCAGCGAACAGCACCGUCAAGGGGUGUUUUUAUCAACUGCUGUCCAUCCUGGAGAAUAAUGCAGGCCUUAUUGGGGGAAUAGCUGCUGGCAUAUCUAUUCUUGAGCUGACGGCUAUGUUUGUCUCCAUGUACUUAUACUGUGACCUGGACAAAAAUAUCCGCUAAAGGAAUUCUCAACAGGACAGUUUCCAUCCUCAGGUUAUAUGCAGAAGCAGAUUUCUUCUUCUUUUCCAGAUAACUGAAAAAAAUACUGGAUUAUUCCAUUUUGAAAUAAUCUAGAGUAACAGAGUAUUUCACAGAUUUUUUGCCUUAGAAUGCCUCUCAAGGAUGCACAGUUAAUCAUAAUUGAUCACUGUAUCUGAAAGUCUAAUUCUUCUGUUGUGGCUGAGCAAUUUCAAUAGAGAAUAACUAUAGUAUUUUGCUCAGCAUUUUUAACAAUUUUACUAAAUUUUUCAAAGUGCCAAACAGCCGUUUCAUCUGGGAA
This is a messenger RNA of Scleropages formosus (Asian bonytongue), 1437 nucleotides long. RefSeq names its product tetraspanin-1-like. The record is from RefSeq and is a predicted model, not a curated record. The transcript is spliced from 5 exons. The coding region runs from base 576 to 1118 and encodes 180 amino acids. NCBI's taxonomy places the organism in Eukaryota, Metazoa, Chordata, Actinopteri, Osteoglossiformes, Osteoglossidae. Gene Ontology annotation, cellular component: plasma membrane.